UAGAAGAACCCAGCGAGCAUUCAUCAGUGGCUGCUUUCUGCAACUGAAGAAUCGAAAACUGAACGAAUAUCGUACGCUGGUUAUCUCAGCGCAAGAACUUAGAGUGGGAAGUAAAAAAGGAUGUUGACAGCUGAUUCGGAUUCUGCUUUAAGGUUAGUAGAGAUAGAAGGGAGAGGAAGGGCUCUCGUUGCGUCGCAACCUUUGAAGGCGGGGCAAAUCGUUCUCAGGGAUUCUCCUAUCGUUGUUUACUCUGCGUUUCCGUUAGUUAAACCUCAAUCUUCAGCCUCUUAUUGUGACAAUUGCUUUAGGACACUCUCCUUGUCGUCAUCGAAUGUAAUGCCGUGUCCGUCAUGUUCCCAUCAUCAUCUCUUUUGCAGUAAUUGCCUAACUGCAGCAACAGCCUCCUCUCAUACACCUUGGGUUUGCCAAGCUCUUGGUCGUCUUCGGGACUGCUCUUCACUUGUUUCUCAACCUCUCGAACGUCAAGUACAAGCACGGUUUCUUAUAGCUGCGUAUAACCUAGCCAUUGUUUCCCCCUCGGAUUUCCAGGUUUUGCUUUCUCUUCAAGGCCAGGAUUCCCCUUCUGAUGCUUCUGCCGUCCAAUUCCUGCAUUCUCUCAUUUCAUCCAUCUGUCCUCCGCCUUCUUUAUCGAUUACUAUUGAACUCACGGCCGCUCUAUUGGCAAAAGAUAAACUGAAUGCUUUUGGCUUGAUGGAACCUAUCUCUCUACAACAAGAUGGUCUGAGAUCCGUCCGUGCUUACGGAAUCUAUCCCAAGGCUUCUUUCUUCAACCAUGAUUGUCUUCCUAAUGCCUGCAGAUUCGAUUACCUCGACUCGGCUCCGGAGAGGAAUACCGACUUCAUUGUUAGGAUGAUUCAUGAUGUUCCCCAAGGUAGGGAGAUUUGCUUGAGUUAUUUCCCUGUCAAUCUUAACUACUCGGCCAGACAGAAGAGAUUGGCCGAGGACUAUGGUUUUAUCUGCGACUGUGACCGAUGCAAGGUUGAGGCUAAUUGGUCAGAUAACGAAGCGGAAGACAUUAGCGAUAACGGGAACGUCGAGGAGGAAGAGGGUGAGGAGAUCAUGGAUGAGGGCAAUGAAGAAAUGAUGAGCUCCGACUUGGAACAAGGAGCUGAAGGAGGAGAAGCUGAUUUUCCUCACGCUUAUUUCUUUGUGAGAUACAUGUGUAACCGUGAGAACUGUGGGGGCACGCUUGCGCCAUUGCCGCCGUCCGAUGAUAUUCCGUCUAAAGUUUUGGAAUGUAAUGUUUGUGGCAACCUAAAGAAUGAAGACGAUGAGUGAUAACCUUAGGACAGGGUAUUGUUGUAAACUUCCACCAUAGAUGCAAUAAUCUGUUGUCUUUAUUAUAUGAUUGUUUUCACCAGAGCUUCACACUCUGUCUCCUAA
Messenger RNA from Hibiscus syriacus, 1404 nucleotides. Its product is annotated as histone-lysine N-methyltransferase ASHR2. The transcript has 2 exons. The coding region runs from base 121 to 1299 and encodes 392 amino acids. NCBI's taxonomy places the organism in Eukaryota, Viridiplantae, Streptophyta, Magnoliopsida, Malvales, Malvaceae. Gene Ontology annotation, molecular function: protein binding. The record is from RefSeq and is a predicted model, not a curated record.